CCGUUGGUCGGUUUGUUUUCCGGGUGAUGCUGCUCUUCUCUUCAAAGCAGAGGAAAGUCGGGGGCUCAUGUGUCAACAUCCAGGGUUUCCCCGGGGAGGUGUAACGUUAACGUUAUUCCAAAAAAACCUGAUGUCCCUUUGAAGACCCUUUUAUUCGUGUUAGCCCGCUCAUCCUCGGAGGCAGCGGUUUACCCGACCGCAAAGACCAGAGGACGAUCUUCGGCUCCCGCUGCUUUGACGUUAGCUAACGUUAUUUUAAACGAUGACAGAGUACAAAGUGCGAAUAGCGUCUCCAAUCAUUUAAUAAUAUCUGGAGACCUGUUAGCUUAGCCAGCUAGCCCGGUGAUUCGACUAGACCAAGGGAACACGGCGACACACACUGCUGACAUGAUGUUUCCUCAAUCCAGGCACUCGGCGUCCUCUCAGUCCAGUCAACCUCUCAAGUUCACCACUUCUGACUCCUGUGACCGCAUCAAGGAUGAGUUCCAGUUCCUCCAAGCACAGUACCACAGUUUGAAGUUGGAGUGUGACAAACUGGCUUCUGAAAAGUCAGAGAUGCAGCGUCACUAUAUCAUGUACUAUGAAAUGUCCUAUGGGCUGAACAUUGAAAUGCACAAACAGGCUGAAAUAGUGAAGAGACUGAAUGGCAUCUGUGCUCAGGUGCUGCCUUACCUGUCACAAGAGCAUCAACAACAAGUCAUGGGCGCCAUAGAGAGAGCCAAGCAAGUCACGCCCCCUGAGAUGAACUCCAUUAUACGGCAACAGCUCCAGGUGCAACACCUGUCCCAGCUCCAGGGCCUGGCCCUGCCUGUGACCCCGCUGCCCCUGGGCCUCACCCCUCCCACCCUGCCCGCCGUCUCCUCCAGCUCCGGCCUGCUGUCCCUCUCCUCCAUCCUGGCCAACUACUCCCACGGCCAGGCCCAGGCGGUGAAGGAGGACAAGGCCCGGGAAGCUGCAGAGAGAGCGCCCAGAGGAGAGGACGGGGACAAGUCAGACUAGUGCAGACACAGCGAGGAGGUUUGGAGGGGGGCGUUGUAGGGGGGGGAAGUGGCUAAUAAAAAAUAUUUAAAAAAAAAAAAAAAAAAAGGAAAGGUAAAACUGUAACUGUAAAUGGAGGUUGAUGUAAGUCUGGCUGCCUGUCUGCUGAGUGUUGAUGUAGAAGAGUAACUGCAGGGAUGAGGACACGCAGAGAGGACAGAUUUGUGGAUGUGCAGAGAACGAAACUGCUGAAUGGCUGAGAGUGAGAGUUAAAUGUUCUUAUUAUUUAGUGGUAAUAGACUCAGUUCAGGCUUCUAGACUUUAAAUAGAUGCUUUUUUAGUGUAAGCCACUGUUGUUAGGCUUAACCGAGAUAAAUGUUUUCCCCUUUGGAGUGAGCGCUGAGGAUGAAAGCUAACAGCAGUGUCCCUUACACAGAUCUGCCUCUCACUGGUUUAUACUUCUUAAUUCUUUUUUGUUAUCGGAUCUGUUUCCAGUGUUUUUUGUCCACGUCCUCUUCGGUCCCUCAGAUUGUGUCUUACUGGCCCGUCUGCCAGUCACAGUGAGCAGUUUAACAACAUCUCAGUCCCCUUUAACUCCUGUCCUUUCACUCAUAACGUACAGCAGCUCCAUCAUUUUGUUUUCCAAAAUAAAAAUGUGGAGCUGUUUGGAGAGUUUAUUUAUGUACUUGGAGCCAAAUUAAAUCUUAGUCUGAUGUUAAAUAGGAUGUUUUUAAAGGGACAGUUCACUUGUCAGGUGCAUUCAGACCCUUCGAACAUAAACCACCUGCUUUUUUUGUUUGCAUAUUCAUAAGACCAACCACUGGAUGCAUUACCCUAGCUGUGUACCUCAGUCCCGAAUAAAUGGGAUUUUAUUCCAUUAAAAACUAUUGUUUGUACAAAUGGUAGUAUGCCCAUCUUGGCGGAUUAAUUUGUCUUUCAUAGGCCUAGCUGCUGCUGCUACUGCUGCUGCUGCUACGCACGCUACAUGGCACGGACCAUGACUCGUCUUUAAACGACAAGAAUUUAAGCUCUGAAAAAAAAAAUUGACUUUAUUUUGACACGUUUUCAUGAUAGGCUAAUUAGACAUUCAAAAUGUGUCUGCAUGUGUUCGAGUGAAUGUGAUCGGAAAGAAGAAAACAUUUGUUUAAUUUAACUUUUUUUUUCUUAAAGCACCUUUUGUAUUUUCCUCGCACCACCACCACCCCGCCCUCUGUUCCUGCCCCCUCCCUCGUUCUGGUCCACUCUUUAACUGACCAAGACAAACUUGAACAGGAUCUAAACUUCAGAACCAGACGGUCGUAAAAGACAAACUAGUACUGUAUUUCUGUAAGUUAGAAAAGCACUUCAGUUCAUAUACUGAGACUGUAUCAAGCACCUGUCUUUUCCUGUCUUGUUUAACUUGUGUGUGAUUGUCAGGGGAAGAUCUUCCCCCCUCUUUUUUUUGUUUUCGCAUUGUUUUAAUGAAGAAUGUGUCUGGGGUGAGUUGCUAAAGCUCUGUAAGCAAGCGUUCCCUUAGAAAACAGCAUAUUAAAAUGAGAGUCUCACGGUCAGAAUUUGUCCUGGUGACCAAAUUAUUGUGUCCUGUUGCAAAAAAGUCAACCAUUUUCCCAAUUCCAUACUACAUGCUUAUUCUAUAUAGUAUAUGCUAUCUACUUAGCUUGAUACUGCUCAAACCUAAUUGAGGGAUUUUGCUCCACUUUCAGAGUGAAUAUAGCCUGUAAUGACACUUGACUCCUAUUUUGUGUUCUGUAGAUGGUGAUAUAGAGGUCCGUAAAAAGGCUAGUGUGAACAUAGUCAAACACUUGUAUGUAGUAUGGAUUUAAAAUCCACUGGAGGCAUCCGGGUGCUUCAUCAGAAGUGCAUCAAAAAUCUCCCUCCACACUUGUCAGAUGGUGUAAAUGGAUCAGCUGCAACUGACCAGUUUUUUUAACGUUUUAAAGUCGUCAAUCCAUCCUUCAAACCCAUUUAAUGCAAAUUGGCUUGGUGUGUGUGUAGGUGACAAAGUAGUCCUUCUUUCACUUUUUCAUGUGGACAAACAAGGUCAGCAUGACGAUGAUGGCUGUCUGAAACGUGUAGUGCUGCAGUCCCCAUGUUUAAGUGAUUAUCACCAUAGCUCAAGCAAACGCUGUCGUCCCUCUCUAUGAUGUCGGCAAAUCAUCACACUUUUAAAGUCUGGCUGCUUGAAACAGCUACAAUUUUGCCCUCUUACAUGGUCGAAUGACACGCCAUACAGACUAAAUAUUUUUAGGGUAACCUUCAGGGGUCAACAGUAAUGAUUGCCUGAUUGCCCGAUGCAAGUAAAAUGCCACGUCAGGCUGGUAAAUCUAGCAGCUCUCUUGCCCUGUCAGGAAAGUGUUAAAAAGAACAUUUGCAAUUUGGCAAAGGGAAAAGACAAUGUUUGAGAGUUGGAGGGCAAGCGAGCGUUUCAGAUAUCCUGGAAACAGUUCAUUUGGAUGGUGUUAGAGGAUGUGGCCGAAACUCCAACUGUAUAUUGUGCAGUUUGUGUAAGAGCAAGGUGGAUAUAACGGAGUCAUUUUUCAUGAGUUACCUUUAGUCUUUGUUAUUAUUUGAUAAUCUCUAAUUAAUCACUUUUAUAGGGGCAAGUAAAAAUUGACUUUGGGCAAGUAGAUUCCUGACUCAAUUACCUACCGGGCAAGAGAACAAAACCCUGACCUUAUGCUGUGUUCACACUACAAGGGACAAAGCAACAGCGUGACCACCUUGAAACGCCGUCAAAGUGUUGCUCAGGCCCCUUAUUGACUUAGUUAUGUCAUCACGGGCUUCUGCAUGUCUCUUACUUGCAACACGCCACCUGGACUGAAAGUUGUCUAUAGUUUGUAUUCGGCCACGCCCCAUUGCAAACUUUUGUGCACCACAAUACACAGAAAACUAGCACAGCGUCAGCUAACUUAGCAAAAUAACGCAGUACCACGUUUAGAAACACAAACACAGGAUUGGUUGAUGCUUCACGGCAUCAUUGAAGCGCUGAUAAAGUUGUAUAGGUAUAGCUGUGGCUGGAGCAGCUAUGUGACCUGCCCACUAGCUACAUGACUCGCCCACUGUACCUACACAUCAGUCCACGAUUACCCUCCUUUGCUCCUUGGUCCGGAGUUGGAAGCCUUGAAGAAAAUCCUAAGUUAGCAUUCAUAUAGCCGUUGCGUUGGUGGGUUUGUCUUUUAGAUUCUAAACCUAACCCUUGUAGAAGUAGCAGGGGCAAUUUGUAGGAGCGUGUCGUGUACGCUACAUAAAAAAUGUGUCUGAAUCUAUACAUGUCUCAGAAGUUGAGCGUAGCUUAACUUUGAUUUGUAGUGCAUCAUGCACGUCACCUAACGACAGCGUUAGUUUUGUGGUAUGCGCAAACAGUCGAGUGUGCGGACAAAAAAAGGAGCUGGGGGAAAAAAAUGGUAGAUGGUGAAAUUCGUCCAGGAACCUCUCAGAAAUUUAUUUUAGGAAAACAUGUUGAUGUUCACUUUAAUUUGCAGUGGCUUCCUAAAGUUGCAGUUUAAUUGACCUCUAAUGGAGCGGGUGUCAAGUAUACUAAAUACUAAAUGCAUCGCAGUAUGUUUUUGCAGUUAGUAUGUAUUGUAGAAAUGGGACUCAGCUGAGGUGUAUGGUUGAUAUUUGAAGCAGCAGAGGGCAGCAGCGCUCUCUCAUUGAUCAUUACUAUGAAGCAACGUUCACAAGACUGACGUCCUCCCUGUGUCUGAGGAGGUCCAGGUUGGUCUGCUGUGCUCACCUUACUGUCACUGCUGUUCUCUUCUCGUCUUCAUUUCCUGACUGAGGGACGAGCGUCUGUCCACUGCAGCAGGUGUUAGCUGUAUCUCCCCUGUAAUGUGAGUGCUGUCCAGAGCUUUGACAACCCACCUUUUAGCGUCUGAGCACGUCCGAGAUCGGAGCUUACCUUUUCCUCUGUAUUUUAAUUUGAAAGGCACUUACGUUGUGGCUCAGUGCUCUUUUUUUGUUUUGUUUUUUUCUUCUUCCUGUCUGUGCUAGUGUUUGGGAGCUGAUGAUUUUCCCUCCCUGGAGAUUUGACCUUAAUGUAUGGAGUGCGAGAACAGAUCAGUGAGUCAUCGGCACUCUUUAUGCUGACGUCAGUCUCUGUUAGAAAACCUCCUUUGGCAAAACUCAGACAUAUGAAUGGUAUGUGUGUUUGUUUUUGCUGUGAAGGGCCAAUUUGUAUACAUAUGAAUAUAUCAAUAUACAUAUUUUUUAAAGCAUUUUUGUAUGUUUCAAAGCUGCUUUUUAACGUGUGUGUAUCAUGGAAGACUUUGGUGUUGUGUGUGUGCAUUACAAGCCUACAGUUAAAGAGAGGCACAAUGUUGUAUACCAUGUCGUUUUUUCCUGUUUUCUCUCUCUCCCAUUCUUUCAGUAGGCAGUAACACUUAACAUUGUUUUCUAGGUUUGUAAAUGUUUUAUCUUUUUUUGUGCAAACAAAAAAAAGAACAGUUUAAUGUGUUUAUGAACACAGUCUCAUUUUAAGAUACCUGGGGCAAAAAAAGAAAAAAAAAAUACAAAGAUGUAAACAAGCAACUGUGUACUCUAAUGAGAAUGAAUCAACCUUUUAGCAGUAAGGAAGCUUCUCUGGUGCCUUACAAAUAAAAGACGUGAUUGAGAGUG
Molecule: messenger RNA, 5595 nt
Organism: Epinephelus lanceolatus (giant grouper)
Lineage: Eukaryota; Metazoa; Chordata; Actinopteri; Perciformes; Serranidae
Product: TLE family member 5-like
Biological process (GO): regulation of DNA-templated transcription; negative regulation of canonical Wnt signaling pathway
Cellular component (GO): nucleus; transcription regulator complex
Molecular function (GO): transcription corepressor activity; protein binding
Source: RefSeq, a predicted model, not a curated record